This is a messenger RNA of Saccharomyces mikatae IFO 1815, 789 nucleotides long. It is a transcript of the gene NNT1, whose product is annotated as S-adenosylmethionine-dependent methyltransferase. The coding region runs from base 1 to 789 and encodes 262 amino acids. The transcript has a single exon. NCBI's taxonomy places the organism in Eukaryota, Fungi, Ascomycota, Saccharomycetes, Saccharomycetales, Saccharomycetaceae. Gene Ontology annotation, molecular function: protein-lysine N-methyltransferase activity. Gene Ontology annotation, biological process: peptidyl-lysine dimethylation. The record is from RefSeq and is a predicted model, not a curated record.
AUGUCAGACUUAGAAUCAUUAGGAGAGGCUGCAGGUUUGUUUGAGGAACCCGAAGGUUUUCUUCCUCCUCCUCCAAAGCCACAUUUUGCCGAAUAUGAAAGGUCACAUAUUACCAAAGAGUCCAAAUCGAAUGUCAAAGACAUAAAACUUCGUCUCGUUGGGACGUCCCCACUUUGGGGUCAUCUCUUGUGGAAUGCAGGAAUUUAUACAGCAAAUCAUUUGGAUUCUCAUCCAGAAUUAAUAAAGGGAAAAGCUGUUUUGGAAUUAGGUGCAGCAGCAGCUUUGCCCUCUGUCAUUUGUGCUUUGAAUGGCGCUCAAAUGGUUGUUUCAACUGAUUAUCCAGAUCCUGAUUUAAUGGAAAACAUCGAGUAUAAUAUUAAAUCCAACGUUCCUGAAGAAUUUGGUAAUGUCAGUACAGAGAAUUAUAUUUGGGGUAAUGAUUAUUCUCCGUUGUUAGCUCAUAUCGAAAAAGUAAAGAGUAACAUAGGAAAGUUCGAUUUGAUCAUCUUAAGUGAUUUGGUCUUUAAUCAUACAGAGCAUCAUAAGUUACUCCAAACGACGAAGGAUUUAUUGGCUGAGAACGGUAAGGCAUUAGUUGUGUUUUCACCACAUAGGCCAAAAUUGUUGAAAAAGGAUUUAGAAUUUUUCCAGUUAGCUAACGAUGAGUUCCAUUUGGUUCCUCAGUUAAUCGAAAUGGUUAAUUGGAAACCGAUGUUUGAUGAAGAUGAAGAAACAAUCGAAAUCAGAUCUCGUGUUUAUGCAUAUUAUCUGACACAUGAUAAUCAGUAA